This is a messenger RNA of Crotalus tigris (Tiger rattlesnake), 2495 nucleotides long. It is a transcript of the gene PDCD2L, whose product is annotated as programmed cell death 2 like. The transcript has 5 exons. NCBI's taxonomy places the organism in Eukaryota, Metazoa, Chordata, Lepidosauria, Squamata, Viperidae. The record is from RefSeq and is a predicted model, not a curated record. Gene Ontology annotation, cellular component: cytoplasm. The coding region runs from base 1225 to 1998 and encodes 257 amino acids.
GGGUUUCAUCUCCACUUUUGAGGGGCAAACUGUCUAGUGUUUAAGUGAGACUUGUGUACGUAACUAAGAAGUAAUACGAUCUAAUACUUUGCUCUGUAAAGUUCUUUAAAUUUUCUGCAAUCUCAAGGAGUAGACCCUAUUGUAAGAGUUUGCAAGAGAGUUAUGGAUGAGCACCUUCCUCAUACGCAAAAGACCUUGAGUGGUAGAGAAUAUUCCAGAGCUGCUAAUUGGUUCAGGAACCCCAGCAAAUCAUUAGCAUUAUUUACAAGUUCAGCAACUGUUUGAAGCUGUGGCACUAUUGAACAAGUGGUAUGACAACCCAUCCUUGAGAGGAUUGCAGCAUCCCAGUCAUGUGAUCCCUACUGGCUUCCUACAAGCAAAGUCAAUGGGAAAAAUCGGCAGAGGAGGUCAUAAAUCACUCCCGUAAGCCACUCCCACUGCUUUUUCUGCUACGCAACAUCCCCCUGCCUUCACUCUCUAUCAUACAUUUGCCUGGCCAAGCUUGCGCAACAUCCCUGCCUGCCUACCCACACUCUGUAGCACUCACCUGCUGACUGGCCUUGUGAGCCAACUGGGACAGAUUUCCUGCCAGCUUCCCCAUUGAUUUGGCUUGUGGAAGUUACAAGUUGUGGCCACAUGAGGUCCUUGCUUAAUAAUCCAUGAUCCUCAUUUAACAAUGGCAACUGGGACUGUGGGAAUUGCAAUUUCUAAGUGAUGAAGAUAUAUGAUUUGGUUUAUGAUGGAAAUUACCAUCAUUAAGGAAGGACUGCCUGUAUGGCUUAGUAUGCUAUGUCAACCCAGCCAUUGUGAUUUAUAACCCAUAGUUUGUUUUUUAGUUUGUUGAGGUAAUCGGUGGUAAUAAAGUAGAUCGUACGUUGCAUGAAUAUUGUGCAAAGCAAAAUAGACUAGUGGCCUGCUUUAGAAUCGGGCGGCAUCCUGCAUUAGUUCACCCAGUGAGAACAAGGCAAAAAAGGAAUACAAGUCAGAAAUUUCUUGAUUUAUACAGGUUAACUUUUUUGCAAUAAGCAGUCAAAUCUAGUAAAAUUACUGUGAAGCAAUUCUGUUAGCAUUAAUUAAUUUGUUUCUGUUUUGCUAUUGUCUGUACCAUGUUUUUAAAGCUGGAAGGUGUUACGAUCCCAGUAUUUGCAAGUUCCAAGAAAAAAAAUACAAGACUGCGCAGGGAAGCAGGUAUCGUGGGCCACCGAGAGUAUAUUCCAUAACUCGAUGCCUGUGGGCCAGGAGCAAAGAAGGACGCAAGCAGCCACAGAUUGGUGCAAUGGAGCAGAUGACUGGGGAGAGAACUGUGAAGAGGCCUCUUCUGAGCCAUGCGGGAUUUCCAACACUUUCCCCAGAGAAACGCACUGUGCAGCUCUAUUCCAGAGGAUGAGCCUGGGGAAGAAUACAGGGGAGGGCUUUUGUAAUCUGGCUCAGGAAGAGCAAAUCAAGCCCUCCAGCUGUGUCCCCGAGUUCCAGCCCUACUUCAUCAGUGUAGUGGAUGAAGAAGACUACCUUUGUUGGGAUGAUCUGGAUCACGCUCAGAGGCUUUUAAAGGAGUAUCAGCAGAGGGAGGAUGUGGACUUGGAACAUUUGAUGUCAGCAGGUUACACCACUGAUGGUUUUGGGGAGAAGUAUGAGAAGAAUGAAGCUGAAAAGAAAAACCAGAUAUUCUACAAAUUCAUGAAAAGAAUUUCCUCCUGCCAGGAACAGAUCUUAAGAUACUCUUGGAAUGGCCAGCCUUUAUUUAUUGCCCACCCAUCUGCAGACUUGCAGACAAGAAUCCCACCCUGUAAUAACUGCAAAAGCAAGAGAAUCUUUGAAUUCCAACUGAUGCCGGCCCUAGUCAACAUGCUAAAGACCAGAGAAAAUGAUACAUCAAUAGAAUUUGGAACAGGAGUAGUAUACACGUGUGAGAAAAGUUGUUGGGUAGCCGGUUGUUCUUCACCCUCAGAAGAAUUUAUUUUUGUACAAGAAGAUCCAGACCAGCAAUUGUUUAAAUAGAGUCUAUUUAAUUCCUUGCCUAACCGAAGACACACAAGAAAACUGAAUCAGAUAUCAUGAGGCCCUGUAAUCUGUAAAAGAGAAACGUUGGUCUCCACUGGUCCUACCUGCCUAGCCUUGUCCAGGCUCAGAAGCAUAUAUUCUGCAUAUGUGGCCCCAUGCACGACUGUCAAGUACUUCAUGUUUCUGCAUUUCCUGCUACAGCUGGGCUGACCAUUCUGAGAUUGUGAGGAAAGGCAGCUAUCUGUUCUCCAUUUUGGGGAGGUCAUGGAUGUGACCCCAGAGGCUCUGCAUUUUUGGUGUUCUAGAACGGCCUUCUUCUGUCUCCCGUUUAGUCUGCCUUUCAGAGAAAGCAGAAGGCAGCUUUUCCAGCAGGCUUUCAAGACCUGAUAUCCUGUGUUGGGAUUAGUAUAUGUUCCUAUCUUGUGAGCUACCAAGAGUCAUAUGACUGCAACAUGGUAUGAAUUUGAUUAAUAAAUAUUGUACUGUUGUGAUGA